GGACUGAUAGUACUUGCUCCCUGACACACUGAAAUAACUUCACUCAGCUGCAGAAUGCCUCAACUCCUGGGCAACAGCAGUUCAGAGGAACAGGCUGCUGUAUACUAUGCAUCGGUAUCAAUUGUCUCGAUUGCUAUCUUCAUCAUCGUUUUCAUCAUAGGUAUCCCAGGCAAUGGAUUGGUAAUCUGGGUAGCUGGUCUGAAAAUGAAAAGGUCUGUGAACACUGUGUGGUUCCUAAACCUUGCUGUGGCUGAUAUCAUGUGCUGCUUGUCCUUGCCAUUUUUCAUCGUUCACCUGGCCCUCCAUGAACACUGGCCAUAUGGUUGGUUCCUCUGCAAAGUCAUUCCAUCAGUCAUAAUCUUCACCAUGUUUGCUAGUGUCUUCCUACUCGUGGCCAUCAGCAUCGACCGGUGCCUCCUUGUCAUGAAACCUGUCUGGUGUCAAAACCAUCGAACAGUGAAAUUUAUAUUGCUAAUAUGCAGUGGCAUUUGGAUCCUGGCCUUCAUUUUCUGCUGUCCUGUCUUCUACUACCGUGAGACAAGCAUUUAUGAUGGCAAAACUGAGUGCGGGUACAGUUUUGGAGAUGAUCAGGUGCUAGAUUAUAUAAAUGAGUCUGUAAAUGAGUCAGGGGAAGAAUACUCACCUUUAGCCUACAAUGGUAACGACUUGUUGGGAAAUAUCUAUGAAGGUGACUAUUCUGUACCCCUUGCCUUAGUGGUAAUAAACAUCACUAGGGCUGUCUUUGGCUUUGUGCUCCCCUUUGGCAUAAUGGCAGUUUGCUACGUCCUCAUCGUUUUCAGGACACACGCAAAGCAGUUUAGCAAACCGCGCAACAGGAUGCUGCGAACAGUUGUGCUCGUGGUAGCUGCGUUCUUCACCUGCUGGGCUCCAUACCACGUAGUUGGGAUUCUCUCCCUUGUACCUAGUCUUAGAACAGGACUGACAGAGUCACUGAUCCUGUGGGAUCACCUCUCUACAGCACUUGCCUAUGCCAACAGCUGCAUCAACCCCCUGCUCUACGUUUUUGUGGGACGGGACUUCAGGGCAAAGGUACGUCAAUCAGUGCAAGGAAUCUUGGAAGGUGCCUUUAGUGAUGAACCCACAGAACUUCACAGAAGCCAGACUUCAGCAGAGAAGAACAUUAGCAGCACAGUGUAAUGCUCUCACCACUGCAGAAAGACCAAGCUAUAGUCCUGCACAUCAGCCACUGCUUAACAGCUGGUUUUGCUCCAACACAUUUCAUUAGCCUGCAACUCCACACCCUGUAUGGUUCAGAUCAUGACAAGUAACCCCUUUACAUCCUACUCUAGAGAUGGGAAGUUGGAAGUACCAAGAGCGAGGAAGACUCUGGUGAAGUAGAGUAUUUUAACUCUUAGAGAAGAAAGCAAGGCUGCAGAAUGUGGUGGGAUCACGUAGUUGAACCUCUGAAUUGAGAUGAGAAUGUUAUUUCCAUACGUCUAUGUUCUACAUCUCCUGUCUCUGAUAAACUGCAGAUAAAACUCACUUUGAUGCCUCUCCUUAGAAUGUCAACACAUCUUUCCUCUCCUUUGUUUCUACUUGGGGCCUGAGGUGUGUGUGGGAGUAUCUGAAGAUUCCACUAGAGGGUAAUGUUGCAUUUCUUUACAGCCAUGCGUUAUGAGCAGCACUUGCCCCAGGCAGCUGCACUGAACUGACUGGGAAAUACAUCACUGUAACUCGUCCAAUGCACAUGCCAUACCUAUGUUCAUUAACAUGAGCACACUCACUGCCUCCCCAGCGCUCUCUCCACAAGAGUCCCAAAUAUUCCUUUUAGGAAGUAGUUUGAGAUCACCCAAAUGUACCUCCUGCAUUUUAAGAUGGCACAUGCGCAUAAUUUGAGUAACUGCAGUCAUUGAUGAUCCAGAUUAGGUGACUGCUGGCCUAUCAGCCAUUUGGCAAAACUCUGGAAUUGAGAAGUGAUAACCUCCAGUCUGACCUCAAGAAGGUGGGGAACAAGCA
Myiozetetes cayanensis is the source of this 1977-nucleotide messenger RNA. RefSeq names its product complement C3a receptor 1 (gene C3AR1). Gene Ontology annotation, cellular component: plasma membrane. The coding region runs from base 55 to 1158 and encodes 367 amino acids. Lineage: Eukaryota; Metazoa; Chordata; Aves; Passeriformes; Tyrannidae. Gene Ontology annotation, biological process: inflammatory response; phospholipase C-activating G protein-coupled receptor signaling pathway; complement receptor mediated signaling pathway. The transcript is spliced from 2 exons. The record is from RefSeq and is a predicted model, not a curated record. Gene Ontology annotation, molecular function: complement component C5a receptor activity; G protein-coupled receptor activity.